CUCUUCUCCGCCUUUGUCGGCCACUCCGCUAACUGAAAAUUCUUCGUCUUCUUUCCGUGGUGAAUUCCAAUGGAUAAACCCGUCUCAGAUGCUGCAAAUGAUGCAAUAGUUAGUGGUUAUAAUAACACCGGAGAAGUGGAUACUUAUAACCAUUGUGUUGAUGAAAUUUCCCAGAAGGUUGAGCGGAUUGAGCAAAAAAUGGAUGAGAUAGAACAGUGCACCGCUUCUACUAGUAAGAAGCAGGUAAAGGCGUCUAAAGGCAGCUCGAGUGUGAAGGAUAAACAUAUCCCGGGUCUUAAGAAGCAUCUUCAAGAAGCAUCAAGAAUGGAAGCUGCUGCUGCAAAGAGAAUGCAAGACCUUAUGCGCCAAUUCGGCACUAUAUUAAAUCAGGUUACACGACAUAAGUUUGCAUGGCCCUUUAUGCAGCCUGUGGAUGUAGAAGGUCUAGGUUUGGAUGACUACUUUGAGGUAAUUGACAAGCCUAUGGAUUUCAGUACAAUAAAAAAUCAAAUGGAGGCUAGGGAUGGCACUGGAUAUAAAAAUGUUCGACAAAUAUGUGCUGAUGUGAGGUUGGUUUUCAAAAAUGCAAUGAAAUAUAAUGAUGAGAAAAGCGAUGUUUAUGAUAUGGCCAAAACGUUGCUGAAAAAGUUUGACGAGAAGUGGCUACAGUUGCUGCCUAAGGUGUUGGAAGAGGAAAAAAGACGAGAAGCAGAGGUGGCAGAGAUAAAGUUGAUGGAGCAACUUGCUCACGAGGCUGCGUAUGCCAAAGUGGCUAGAGAUGUGAGCAAUGAGCUGAAUGAGAUUGAUGCACAUUUGGAGGAACUUCGAGAAAUGGUUGUUCUGAAGUGCAGAAAAUUUUCAGUAGAAGAUAAGAGAAGGAUUGGGGCAGCUCUCGCCAGAAUGUCUCCUGAAAAUCUUACUAGGGCGUUGGAGAUUGUUGCUGAAGCUGAUCCCACGUUCCAGCCUGCUGCUGAAGUGGUGAACCUCGACAUUGAUGCUCAGUCUGAAUCUACCUUGUGGAGACUUAAAUUUUUUGUUAAUGAUAAUCUGGAAGGUGAAGGCGAUGGUUCUGGUUUAGCAAGCGUGGACGAUGAUGACAAUAAUCGCGAGGAAGAUCCUAGCAAUGAUAACAAUACUAACAACAUUGACAACAGCAACAAGAACAAUAACUAUAAGCGAAAAAGGGAGAUCUCAGAUGCUAUUGCCAAAGCUGCCAAGAAAAAGAGGCAAAAACCCAAUUCUUGAUUGCACUCUGCUAGCUAACAAGGACAGCAGUUUAUGUCGCAAAUUCGGUUUAAGUUUACCCCGUUGCCUCAUUAGACGUGAUUCUCAGAAUCGGAAAACAUGCCUGGAAAGUUCUUCUCAGUGGAAAACUGUCGGCAAUCUGAUCUCCGCAUUCUUGAUCUCUAAUGGAACUUGCUGUGUGGAGUCGAUAGUCGGUCUUACUCUUUCUUUCAAGUCUAACACAAAAUAUAGAUAACAUCUAGAGUCAGUAGUGAGUCUUACUCUUGGUUGUUCUCACUUUUUGUUCAAGAAAAUUUUCUCCUAGAUGGCCAUACCUAAAUGUUCUCUAACAUACUGUUGUUGUAAUUGGAAGUUCACUUGUCUUUUGAAGUACUAGUCUUUAGUCUUAGCUCCUACUUCACAUG
Morus notabilis is the source of this 1649-nucleotide messenger RNA. RefSeq names its product transcription factor GTE6. Lineage: Eukaryota; Viridiplantae; Streptophyta; Magnoliopsida; Rosales; Moraceae. Bases 70 to 1245 code for a protein of 391 amino acids. The transcript has 9 exons. The record is from RefSeq and is a predicted model, not a curated record. Gene Ontology annotation, molecular function: protein binding.